AUGUUCAAGCAUCUACAGGAGUACUCACACAUACAUAUACAUAAAUACACAGACCAGGCCCAGCCCCCUGGACACAGACCAGUCCCAGCCCCCAGGACACAGACCAGGCCCAGCCCCCCAGACUCAGACCAGGCCCCCAGGACACAGACCAGGCCCCCAGGACACAGACCAGGCCCCCAGGACACAGACCAGGCCCAGCCCCCAGGACACAGACCAGGCCCCCAGGACACAGACCAGGCCCCCCGGACACAGACCAGGCCCAGGCCCCAGGACACAGACCAGCCCCCCGGACACAGACCAGGCCCCCAGGACACAGACCAGGCCCAGCCCCCAGGACACAGACCAGGCCCAGCCCCCAGGACACAGACCAGCCCCCCGGACACAGACCAGGCCCCCAGGACACAGACCAGGCCCAGCCCCCAGGACACAGACCAGGCCCAGCCCCCUGGACACAGACCAGGCCCAGCCCCCCAGACUCAGACCAGGCCCCCAGGACACAGACCAGGCCCCCAGGUCACAGACCAGGCCCCCAGGACACAGACCAGGCCCAGCCCCCAGGACACAGACCAGGCCCAGCCCCCAGGACACAGACCAGGCCCCCAGGACACAGACCAGGCCCCCCGGACACAGACCAGGCCCAGGCCCCAGGACACAGACCAGCCCCCAGGACACAGACCAGGCCCCCAGGACACAAACCAGGCCCAGGCCCCCAGGACACAGACCAGGCCCAGCCCCCAGGACACAGACCAGGCCCAGCCCCCAGGACACAGACCAGGCCCCCAGGACACAGACCAGGCCCCCCGGACACAGACCAGGCCCAGGCCCCAGGACACAGACCAGCCCCCCAGACACAGACCAGGCCCCCAGGACACAGACCAGGCACAGCCCCCAGGACACAGACCAGGCCCAGCCCCCAUGACACAGACCAGGCCCAGCCCCCAGGACACAGACCAGACCCCCAGGACACAGACCAGGCCCCCCGGACACAGACCAGGCCCAGGCCCCAUUGAGGUUUUCAGUGAGAGUGCUUCCCAGACCAGGCCCAGACCCCAUUGA
Messenger RNA from Salvelinus namaycush (lake trout), 1056 nucleotides. Its product is annotated as extensin-like. NCBI's taxonomy places the organism in Eukaryota, Metazoa, Chordata, Actinopteri, Salmoniformes, Salmonidae. The transcript has a single exon. The record is from RefSeq and is a predicted model, not a curated record. The coding region runs from base 1 to 1056 and encodes 351 amino acids.